UCUAUUGUCAUUACUGAUAGAGCGGCAGACUUGAGGGUUGCACCUAGUCUGUGCAGGAUGGUGUGAACUUCAGUGAAGCUUGAACGAGCAUUUCUUUGACUUUUACAUUACAAACCUAAUUUAUCUUGUCUGACUUAGAACUGGAAUUUGUUUUACCUGUUGAUUUUUGUUUCAUGAUUUAAUAUUUAUUUUGCAUGUGAGUCUGUGUGAGAGCAAGUUUGACUCAGACAUGGCUGAGGUACCGCCACCACAGCCGGUCGAAAUAGACCCGGAAUUUGAGCCUCUCUCCCGCCCGCGGUCCUGUACCUGGCCGCUGCCCCGGCCGGAGAUCAACGACCCGGCCAGCUCCAACACAUCCUCCCCGCUACCAUCGGUGCAGCAGGAGCCGGGAGGAAACAGCGAGUUCAUCAGUAACCUCGGCUUGUUGGAGGAGGACUAUGAAGAAUAUGCAGAGCAGAAACCGCCUGUGCCCUGCAAUGAUUUUCAGUGUGUGGAGGGAAACUGUGUGCAACCACGCCGCCAUCUCCACCACCACCAUCAUCAUCCUCUUCAGCAGCAGCAGCAGCUCCCGGGUCCGCAGCUGCCGCCUCAGCAACAGGUGCCUCUUACUGGUGUCGCAACCCUGGGCAGCUCCGGCCAGAGGAAGAGCAGCUCGUCCCGUCGUAACGCCUGGGGGAACAUGUCGUACGCUGAUCUGAUCACCAAGGCGAUAGACAGCUCACCUGAGAAGAGACUGACACUGUCUCAGAUUUAUGACUGGAUGGUCAAGAAUGUGCCUUACUUCAAGGAUAAAGGAGACAGUAACAGCUCUGCGGGCUGGAAGAACUCCAUCAGACACAACCUGUCCCUGCACAGUCGCUUCGUGCGCAUACAAAACGAGGGAACAGGAAAAAGCUCCUGGUGGAUGCUAAACCCAGAGGGGGGAAAGAGCGGAAAGUCACCUCGACGCAGAGCUGCCUCCAUGGACAACAACAGUAAGUUUGCCAAGAGCAGAGGAAGGGCCACAAAGAAAAAGAUGGCUCUACAGGAAGAGGUCGAGGGAGGAGCAGGCAGCCCUGGCUCCCAGUACUCUAACUGGCUGGGAAGCCCAAACUCCCACAGUAACGAGGACUUUGAAGCUUGGAGCUCCUUUAGGACGCGCACCAGCUCUGACGCUAGCACCCUGAGUGGUUGCCAUUCACCUUUCCCUUCUGAACAGGAUGACCUGGGAGAGUCUGAUGGCCAUAUGAUAUACCCUGGAGUGGCGGGGACCAAGAUAACCUCCACCCUGCCCAGCCUGUCCGAGGUAGCUGGAUCGAUGGGCCAACAUGGCUCAGAGAACGUCAUGGAGAGUCUGCUGGAUAACCUGAACCUGCUGUCUCCUAAAACAACGCAGCUGGGUUCUGACUCCUCACAUUCAUCAAAUACUGCCAUGCUUCAGAGUAGUCCCUACAGCUCUGCUGGCUUGACCCCGCACCCACAGAAGGACUACCGUAAGUGCAUGUACAGCCAGGUGAGGAUGAACUCCCUGUCCCCUGCCCCCAUGCAGACACUUCCAGAGACCAAGCCAGGCUUCAGGGCAUAUGAGAACCAGUAUAUCUGCCCUGCUGGCCUCCUCAAAGAGCUGCUGACCUCAGAUGCAGAGGCCAGCAGAGAUACACAGGCAUCUCAGGUUGGGAGGGGAGGUUGCCUCAUGCCCACUUACAGCCACCGGAGCCACAGAGGGGGUCAUGAUGGAGUAAAAAUGAUAAAUCCUCCUCCAAGUCUCCCAGAUCCUCAUGUAAAUCUGCAUGCUAUACAUAGACAGGGUCCUUCAACCUCACACGAUUUCAAUAGCUGUAACAUGAUCCCCCUGACUAGUCUGACUAGUCUUUCAGGGGCCCCUCGAAUGACCAGCCUGAGGACAUGCAUGCAGCUGCCCCGUGGACACCCGGCACACAAUAAUGCUGUUUCUGCAAGCUAUGGCAGCAACAACGGCUACAGAGAACUCAGCUCGGUUCACCCACACAGCCAUCAUCAGGAGCGGCUGCCCAGUGACCUGGAUAACAUGUCCAUUGAGAGGUUUGAAUGUGACAUGGAGACUGUCCUCCAUGAAACCCUCAUGGAUGGCGGGGCCCUGGACUUUAACUUUGACCCCGCAGCUGGGCCUCAUGGAUUUCCCCAGAGGGUGAAGCCCACCACACAUAGCUGGGUGUCAGGCUAGGAUGCAUGGUGGAUCACAAAUACGUGAGACUGACAAGUAGUCUGGCAGAGCGUCACACCACUGAUCACCUUCUUUCAGAGGCUGCAAAAACAAGUAAAUCCACAGAAGCUACCAUCAUCACUCUCCACAGAGCAUCUGACAAAAAGUUAUUUUCAAAAAUGUGCAUGUCUUGAGUUGCAGCUCCAUGUAUAACAAUGCAUGUUAUUACUUUAUAUUUAAUAGAGUAAACAAAGUAAGUUUAUCAUUCAGAUCCAGAUACUGAAAUAAUACACAACAGCCCAAACUGUUUCAUUAAUAACUGUAUUGAACAUUUUAAGAACUCUGCAGAGAAAGUUAAUGAGAAACAAGCCAGCAUUAACAGACUAGCCUUUACCACAUGCAACCACAUGUUGCUCUGUAGGUGAUGGAAGAUGUUUUAAAAUCAGUUGUUUACAUGCUACCAACCAGUGAAAGGAGACAGUUUUGGAGUCAUUUGGGGCCAACACAGCAUCAUAUAUUCAGCGAGAUAACAGUAUGCAUAAAUAUUUCCACAGUCUGAAUUAACCCAUUAACCAGUGGUUUUUGGUCCAGUGCUUAAAAUGUCAAGUAUGAUUUGAAAAUGGCACCCAAAUCUUUAAAGGAGGACUUGAUAUGACAUUCUAGUAGACCAAACACCUGCUAAAUGUGAUGUUCUAUAUGGUCAGUGACAAGAAUUUCAGUUUUUAAGGGUUACAUUUGGGAAGAUCUUUCAGCAUCCAGCCCUUAAUGGCAAACAAUUACACAAGGGUUAACCUAGUGAGAUCAUUUGUUUUAAAUGCUAGAUAAACCAGUGCAUCAUCUGCAUAGUGAUGCAUGUAUCAUCUGCAUAGUGAUACAUGUAUCAGCUCGGUUCACCCACUGUAAUAUGUACAGUGUAUACACGUCUUUAAAAUGUAAAGGACCCAGAGAAAAUGUAUGAUAAGAACAGGAUAUUUUCAGGAAUAGACCUCUGGACAAAUAAAAAAUAUCUGAUUGGCAAACACACAUUGUCAAAUCGAAUAUCAGUCAUUUCUUCUCACUAUUAGAUGUCAUUGGAGACUGUGAGACAAGCUGCACCUCUGACUGAAAUGAAUUAAUUAUUCAUAUACUGUAUGAAGUUAUUUAUUUAUGUUUUUAUUUUAAGUGUAGCUUUUGGAUUAUGCUUUGUACUUUGUAUGCUUGUAAAAAAAAACAAUAUGCGUGCCUAUGCUGUGUACAGUGUAUAUACUUUAUUUGAGUUACAUUAUAUUGUUAUGCUGUUUUUUGUUAAAUCAAACUAAUAUUGAAUAAGGAAAUUAAAGAUACAUUAGAUAUGUCACCUUCUAAAAACAGUUCACUGAAAGUCCAUAUUGAUAUCAAUUAAUGUAGAGAAGUGCACUUUGUGAAUGCUCCUUGUUAUGUUAAUGGUAUUUUAUUAAUAAUUAAGAGUUGUUUAGUGCUGGUGUUUGGGAACACCUAUCGAGAAUAAUGCUUUUCAACAUCUUAUUUUGCCUUUUUGGACUCAAUGUUGCUGUCAGGGAAAAACCUCACAUCUCUAGAGUACAUGAACCUCUCUAUCACUCUUGAAGUUAUAAAAAACAUUUCAAAACCACAUUAGGAUAAACUGAAAAAAACUUGGUGGUCAAGUUUUGUGUGUGUGUGUGUGUGUGUGUGUGUGUGUGUGUGUGUGUUCCCUGAACUGACUGGAAAUGGAUUAUGGGCUUCAAAGUUUAGCUGACGCAGCAAAGGAUUCACUUGCUAUUUACCUCCCAGCAGCUACAGUUUUUUAUGCACCAAAGAGUUGCCUACUCUACCAAACACAUUUCAAAGAAAGUGUGCCAAUUCACUGUGCCUACAUUAUCUCACGGAUAUAUAAUGCUGUACAUAUUAUUUAGUAGUACAUUUUUGUAUAUGAAGGGUUUAAAUUAGGAUUAUACUGAAGUAUUAUACUGUCUGUAUAAUUGUGUUAGAAAUGAUUGUUUACAUAUUUCAGUCCAAAUCAUAUCAAUAAAUAUAUGAACACUCAUACCUCAAAAUAGUUUUACCUCUGAAGUGUUGAAGGGAUUUUUCCUGCCAUUUUCCUCAGUGAGUAAUGUAUUAAAUAUUUUUGACACGUAA
This is a messenger RNA of Perca fluviatilis (European perch), 4276 nucleotides long. Its product is annotated as forkhead box protein O1-A-like. The coding region runs from base 230 to 2182 and encodes 650 amino acids. Lineage: Eukaryota; Metazoa; Chordata; Actinopteri; Perciformes; Percidae. Gene Ontology annotation, molecular function: RNA polymerase II cis-regulatory region sequence-specific DNA binding; DNA-binding transcription factor activity, RNA polymerase II-specific. The transcript is spliced from 4 exons. Gene Ontology annotation, cellular component: nucleus. Gene Ontology annotation, biological process: regulation of transcription by RNA polymerase II. The record is from RefSeq and is a predicted model, not a curated record.